AUGUCGAGUGUCGCGGACGCACUGCUCAAGAGCGCAGUGGGAAGCGCUGGCUUCGUCGCGAGCGCCUAUACGCUCACCAAGUUCAUCGUGGCCACGCCUGUGAAAAUCGCGCCGCGGGGCGAGAACGAGCACGAUAUGGACGUGAUCCUGUGCUUUGACACGAAAACGUACUCGCAGGACGCUGUGGCCUUUUUCGUGCAGAUGGUCGAGAAGCAAAGUCACCUGCUGAUUGUCCCCAAGGCCAAGAACGUGCUGGAGGAGCAGGAAGCGGCAGACGACGACAAGAGCGGCAGCGCUGGGCUGGACGAAACGUACUACUUGGUGGGAGCGACGCACGAGACACUGGUGGCGAUCAAGGAGAAGAAGGAGCGCGCGCUCUACGGCGAGGUUAGCGAAGAGCCCGUGCCGGAACGUUUCUGUUCGGGAGACCGCAUUGAUCUCCUCAUGUUUGAGCUGGAGCGGCUGAAAGUGCGGUCUGACUACUGGCGUCAAACUGGAGGCUGUGCAGCCGAAAAAGUGGCCGAUGAUGCUGUAAGUGAGGUACCUGAGCCGUGGCAAGAUGAAGAGCAUGGCCGACUUCUGCAGCAGGCGAUGCACUCGAAAUUGUUGACAGACCAUUUCCCAUUGCAUGACGACAAGGAACGCAGCGAGUUGGUCGAUCGGUGGGUGAAAAAGUGGACGAAGCCUCAACCAGUCAAUACUGUGCGCUCGUACUUCGGAGAGGAAGUGGGGUUUUACUUUGCGUUCCUCGGAAUGUACACGCAGUGGCUCAUGCCGCUAGCAGCGAUUGGUUCAAUCACGUUUGUGGUUGAUUUUUUUCCGAGUUGGGCUGUCUAUGGCCGUGGAUUAUAUUCGCUCUUGGUGACGAGCUGGGCGACAGCUUUCCUGAAGUUCUGGAAGCGUCGCGAGAGCACGUUGCGCAAUGAGUGGGGCAUUUCUGCAUCCGACUCGAUGGCUUUGGAACUCACUCGUACCGAGUUCUUUGGCGAGAAGCGCUAUGAUCCGGUCGAAGGGUGCUACUACACCUACUUUCCACUCAAGGAUCGUGCGAAACGUUACGUCGUGACGGCGUGCGCGACAAUGGCUGCGAUGAUUGUGGUCACCUUUCUCAUGGUGCUUUAUUGCUGGAUGGAUGAAUGGUUUUCGGUUGCCUUUGUGCCUGCUACAGGCUGGAGUGGCUUGUACGAAUACGUGUGUCUUGUGCCUUCGGUCACGUACUCGAUCGUAGUGCUGUAUCUUGAUGCGACAUACUCCAAGUUUGCGUCCAGGUUGACGCAGUUCGAAAACCACCGCACCGAAAAUGAUUUUGCGAACGCGCGUGUGCUGAAGCUGGCGCUGUUUUACUUCGUAAACAACUUUGGCUUUCUAUUCUACGUGGCGUUCAAGACGCGCAACAUGGUCCUACUGGAGCAAACGCUGAGCUCCUUGCUGAUCACGCGGCAGCUUCUGGGUAACGUGCAAGAACAGCUGAUGCCGUACAUGAGCAAGAGGUCGUCGCUCAAGGCCGAAGCUGGGAAGCUGGCGAAAGAAAAGAAUGACACGAAGACCGUUUUCAACAAGAUUGAUGCAGAGCUGCUGUUCCCGACGUAUGACGGAACCUUUGACGAUUACUUGGAGAUGUUUGUGCAGUUCGGCCAAGUUACCCUGUUCGCAGCGGCGUACCCUCUUGCUUCGCUUUGGAGCUUGUGCAACAACAUCAUGGAGAUUCGAAGCGACGGUUUCAAGCUCUGCAUGAGCUUCCGCCGAAGCCGUCGAACGCCUUCGCAAGGCAUUGGCACAUGGUACUACGCGUUCAGUGCGCUGGGGUACUUAUCGGUGAUGACAAAUUGCGCCAUUUUCGGGCUGCAUUCAGGAUUCCUGAACCGACUUAUUCCAAAGAUCACACCUGCGGGAUCACUCGUGGCGAUCGUUCUGAUGGAACAUGCUAUGGUAGCUGUAAAAGUAUGCGUCGAGAUGUUCGUGCCAGACAUGACUGCCGCAGUCGUCGAAGCGCAUCGCACAAGACGUGCUCGACUCCGCAAGAAGGCCUCGCGUCAAGUCGAACUGUCAUCCCACCAGCUAUUGCAGUCACUAGGGAGUCUGGACGACGAUGAGCACAGUGAAGACGGUUCGUGUGCUGUGCAUGAAGCAGCUGCAGUGGUCGACGUGAACGAGUGGCUGAAACGGGAAAAGGAACGUCGACUGAAGCUGGAGCGCGAGGUGAAGAGUUUGAACGAGCUGUACAUGGGCUGGAUCCGCGAGGAGCAGAAGAAGCGCAAGAGGACCGAGCAGCAGUUGGCUGCACUCAUGGACCGCGCCGACGCCGACACGCGUGAUGCGACGCCCGUGUCGAAAGAGCGCUAA
This is a messenger RNA of Hyaloperonospora brassicae, 2343 nucleotides long. The record is from the annotation of a GenBank genome assembly. Lineage: Eukaryota; Oomycota; Peronosporomycetes; Peronosporales; Peronosporaceae.